Molecule: messenger RNA, 3346 nt
Organism: Cygnus atratus (black swan)
Lineage: Eukaryota; Metazoa; Chordata; Aves; Anseriformes; Anatidae
Gene: TAGAP
Product: T cell activation RhoGTPase activating protein
Exons: 10
Coding region: 187-2274 (695 amino acids)
Biological process (GO): regulation of Rho protein signal transduction; signal transduction
Molecular function (GO): GTPase activator activity
Source: RefSeq, a predicted model, not a curated record
CGUGGGGUAGAACUGUUUAGUCGCCUCCGUCUGUCCAAGGGAUUAGUAGCAGCGGGGAGUGAUGCUGUCUCUCCUUUCCUCGGCAGUUCGCGGGAGGUGAAGGAGCUCUGGCGGGACUCACUCCUUGGGCAAACAAAAGGACCUAAGGAAACCAGAGCGUCCAGAGCUCCCCUGAUUAAACUCCUCAUGAAAGUGUUAAGCAGCUGUAAUACUUCAAAGACACUAAAUGCUGGCAACAUGGAGAGUUUGAUCGAGUGCCCGUCAGAGGCUGAUGCCAAGAAAUGUCCCCUGUUGGGACCAGCAGACACCGAGGAUGGACUUUGCCACUUGGCUGCAGAUGGAAUGAAGAAAAGAAAGAAGGUGAUAUCGUGGCCGUUCGCUCUGAGACGAACCUCUACCAGUGGGGAUUCCCCUGGGCAGCUGGACUCUGGCCUCAAGAUCGCUCUGUUUGGCCAGCCUCUGGCAAUUAUUUGUGGGGAAGAUGACACGCUGCCCCAGCCAGUCCAGGAUCUCCUCGCUAUAUUGUAUAUGAAAGGACCUUCCACUGAAGGGAUAUUCAGAAAAGCUGCCAAUGAGAAAGCACGAAAAGAGUUGAAGGAGGACCUAAACAAAGGCGAGAACGUUGAUUUGAAAAGCAAACCUGUGCAUCUGCUGGCAGUGGUCUUGAAGGACUUCCUCCGAAAUAUUCCCUCCAAGCUCCUGUCAGCCGACCUGUAUGAGAAGUGGAUGCUAGCACUGGAGAAGCCAAGCAAGCAGGAAAAAAUUGAAGAAUUGAGAGAGGUGGCCGACAAACUGCCCAGACCAAACCUCGUCUUGCUCAAGCACUUGCUCUCCGUGCUGCACCGCAUCAGCCAAAACGCCGCCAGCAGCAGGAUGGACUCCAACAACCUCGCCAUCUGCGUUGGCCCAAACAUGCUGGGCCCGGGGACGGACAGCACGCUGCCACUGGAGGUGCAGAAGGAGAUGAACGACAAGGUGACAGUGUUGGUGGAGUUCCUCAUAGACAACUGCUCAGAAAUAUUUGGGGAAGACAUUGUCUGGCCCACGAGUGCCUUGACUGAGGAGUCAAUGGAGCACACAGACAGCUCCACAGAACACCUAUGUGCUGCUCAUCAGAAUGAUUCCGCCUAUGACAGCCCAGAUCCUGAAGCUGAAUGCAGCUCCUGUACCUGUGAGGUGGAACAUCCCAAAGGGAGAAGCACUGGUGUGAGCAGAAGAUACCCAACAUGCAUGUCUGCCAGUUCACUGACUAGCUGUAAAAAUGACAUCAGCACGAUGGACAGGAGGUACUCAGAGCCAGACCUGUCCUUUCAGAACCGCUUUGAAAGCAGGAUAAGGAAACAGAAGCUAAACAAAAGUGAGGACAAUUUUCCAGUUCAGCAGAAACAGCAAGGGUUGGAGAAUGAGGCACUGGAAAAACGGCUUGCAAUCCUACCUUCACAAUUAUCAACAGACUCUCUACCCAAAACAUCCUCCAGUUGCUCCCUGGAGAGCUCUGAUGGCUCGGUCUUCACCAGUUCCCCAGUAGUUUCACCCUCUAGUCCCAAAAAAAACUUUUUAAAUAGGCCUCAGUCCUUUUGCACCAAGCCCAAUGAAGACUGCAGCACACCUCGGCGAGAGAUCAAAAAGCACUCCAUGUCAUUCUCUUUUGCAAACCACAGGAAAACACUAACAAAACCCCUGAGUUGGGGGCCUGGAAAAAAUAUGGGUUUCCAGAGAGACAGUUUCACGAGGAAAGAUCAAUUCUCUUGCAGAAUUGUCCAGGAAAACAGCCCUGAGGAUGACAAACCAUUGCCUGUGCCAUGUCAGCAAAGACCACGUUUCAGGUCAGCUGAUGAAGUCUUCAGAGAGGUAGACCAGAGGAAUCCUGGAAGACCACCCUCUUACGAAGAAGCUACUAGAAACUGCCUGGCCACUCAUGUUCCCUCCUGCAAUCUCACAGUUCAAACUAUGAGAUUAAAGGUUUCAAACCAGGACACUUUGCUGCCCGAUCCAUGCAGCAGCUGUGCACAGGGCACAGCCUGUGCAGCUCCAGGGGAUCUACCCAGUGACAGAGUUCCUGCAGUGAAGGACUCUGAUGGAGAAACUGAAACCCUCAGUGUUACUGUUGGAAUAAACUCCCGCGUGAAUUUACCUGUGACCCCUGGAGUGUACCGACUGAGAGCCAUGUCUGAAUCCUAUCAAAAGAACAAACACGAGUACGUGGCUCGGAGGUGCAGCCAGCCAAUUUUUGAGGUAGACCAAAUCCAAUAUGCGAAGGAAUCCUAUGUUUAAAGAGCUUAUCCCCCCUCUUUGCACUGUGCAGAGUAAAUAUUGUAAAAACAGAUAUCUUGCUCAUCCUUUGUAAGAUUUUACUUUCAAGGGACCAAGAAUAAGCUAGCUCCAUAUGAACUUUUUUUUUUCUUGGAGGCUCUUCUGAACUGUUUGUCAGUUUGACAUGUCACAUUCAUCCACCGUAAGAGGUGGGGUGGGGGGAGACCUGUGUGUAUUAUUAUGUAAAAAUAUGAGUAAAUACGCUGUACAUAACCUUUUGUGUUUGAAAACUAGUCUAUAGUUGAUAAACAGUGUUGUAUUUGUAUCCAUAAAAGGACAAUUAAAAGGUAGGCAGGUCCAAAACCUGCACCACCUUCCUUUUCUUCUCUGUAUGGUCACAGGCUCUAUGCCAUGUGUGUAUGUCAGGCUGAUGCAAUGCUUUGCUGAUUUUCUGCAUUAAGAAGUGGGUUGGCAGUUACCCCAGCAGGGGAAGAGCUCUUCUGUCAUCAAGGCCAUUUCUACAGUCUUCCCUAAAGCCCUAUGUACCUGCUGCCAUUCCUUCCUCCUGCUUGCUGGUCAUGAGAACAAUCCGACCACUAACCAGCAUUAGUAUUGUGUACUGAGCCUGGGUUUAGAGCCACCGAAGCCCUACAAGGUCAUUACGGGCAUGUAUCAAGUAAGCCUCAUGUGGUCUGAGGUGCCUCAUGUGGUCUGAGGUGCCUUUAUUUGAAAGAAACUGGACGGCUAAUCAGAAAGAAAGAACAUCUUCAGUUUUGCUUUUAUAAGAAAAAAGAAGAAGAAAGAAAUCUUGUAAGGAAACAUUCUAGAUUCCAGCUUUAACUAGUCAAAAUUGCAGUUUAUUUGUAAAAUGAAAAAAAAGAAAAAAAAAAGAAAGAAAAAGAACAUCUCCACGUGUUGUCUUUAUAACCUUGUAAAAAUGACUAGAAGUGCAAUGUGUUUUUACAUGUAGGAACUUGUUUUGGUUAGCACUUACCUUUAUGGCUCAGUAAAGCCUUGAACCAGGAGCUGGCAGACUUUUGUUUUUCUCCUGUGUAACUUCACUACAAUAAAACACUUUUCUGCAUGACCACCA